AAAGAGGUGGCUGGCGACUGAUGCCGCUAGUAAUUCGAACGCAGUUGUCGCAACGACCCGACGCUAGAGUGUUCAACUAGACCCGCAAUCACGCCAGAGACUCCCUAGUGUUGACAUUUUUGGCUCGCGAACAUUGUGUAGAAGGUACUAAAGAUGACAGACCCAGACCACUCAAGCCUCCGUGAGAAGUUUGUAGCGGUCUUUCAAACAGUGCUGCCAUCUCUGGGUGGUGGUGGAAGUCUGGGUCUGCUACUGACAUCGCUAGAAGCAUGUCUGUCAAACGAUGCAGGGGUGUUUGUAUCCGCGCUGGUGGAGCCAUCUGGUGACCGGCGACCGUGUCAGGAGUUCACUGCCUGGGUGUUCUCGCAGCUGGUGGUGGUCCAUGGUGACCUCAGGACAGGAGAGGUCCGGCAGCGCGCCACGGCGUUUGCCCUGCGCCUGCUGCGCACACUGCACGCGCGGGACCCGCUCCUGCUGGCCGGCCCUGUGCUGGACGUGUGGAUCGCGACUCUGCGUCAGCUGACCGCCGACGGUGGCGUCACGCUGCGGCUGGUCGGUGAAACAUCGCUGCCGUCGGUUGUGAAGACGCUGCAGCCGGGUCUGGAAGUGAGCCGUUUCCGGUGCGGCGUGCUGGAGUUCGCGCUGGCGGACGAGGUGACGCAGCUGCUGGUGCUUACGGGCGCGCAGCUGGACGAGGUCGUCGCCUGCCUUACCCAGCUCGGUCGCACCGGUGCUUGCAGGUACGCGCUGCGUGCGGUGACCGGUCUGCUGGGCCGGCGUCUGACCUCUCCUCGGCACCAGCUGCUCCUCAGCCGCCUGGAGCGGCCCGCGCCGCCUCCUGUCCCGCCUCUCCCUGCAGUAGAAGCCGCGGCCGACUUCGCCGGGCUCCCCGCCGACCGCUGGCAGCGGGACGGCGCGGCGGCGGAGGUGAGGCACGAGACGCUGGCAUGA
Pollicipes pollicipes is the source of this 951-nucleotide messenger RNA. RefSeq lists its product as uncharacterized. The transcript is spliced from 6 exons. The record is from RefSeq and is a predicted model, not a curated record. The coding region runs from base 154 to 951 and encodes 265 amino acids. NCBI's taxonomy places the organism in Eukaryota, Metazoa, Arthropoda, Thecostraca, Pollicipedomorpha, Pollicipedidae.